Molecule: messenger RNA, 4184 nt
Organism: Thunnus maccoyii (southern bluefin tuna)
Lineage: Eukaryota; Metazoa; Chordata; Actinopteri; Scombriformes; Scombridae
Product: probable E3 ubiquitin-protein ligase HERC4
Exons: 23
Coding region: 153-3137 (994 amino acids)
Biological process (GO): ubiquitin-dependent protein catabolic process; protein ubiquitination
Molecular function (GO): ubiquitin protein ligase activity
Source: RefSeq, a predicted model, not a curated record
UGUGUGUGUGUGCGUGCGUGUGUGUUUAGUUAAGUUUUGUUUUCCAUUCUUCGCAACAGACUUUGCUCCGUUGACCAAUCAAGUUUCGUUUCUGCCUGACAGCGCUGCGUCAUAUAAGUCAGCUGUGAGUCCUGCGGAGUCACUUCAGCAGCAUGUUUUCGUGGGGAGAGGACAGUCAAGAGGGCUUUCGGUUGAAAGACGGCCCCGAUGCAGCCGGUGUUCACAUCACGGAUCUGUCAGCAGGUCACAGUGUUCUCGCUUUUGUCAAGAGAAAUGGAACCGCGUUCAUCAUUCGCAUCAACGAGAACAACGAUGGAAGAAGAGUGAGAGGAAAACAGAAGUUUGUGAAAUCCAAGGAGAAGAUUCAGGCUGUGAGUUGUGGUGAUGAUACAGUCACACUGCUGACUAAAACAGGCAGAGUUCUCUGUGUGGACUCAGUUCACACUUCUCCCACUCCCAGGCCGCUGCAAGCGUUGUGUAACAUCCCAGUAUCUCAGGUUGCUUGUGGGAGCCAGCAUUCAGUCGCCCUGACCAAAGAUGGUCAGGUGUAUACAUGGGGCCAGGACUCCAGCGGCCAGCUGGGUCUGGGAAAGAGGGAGCUUGGUGCCAAUUCACCCCAACACCUCCGAUCUCUGUCAGCGAUCCCCCUGGUCCAGAUCGCUGCAGGGGGGGAGCAGAGCUUCGCCCUCUCUGUCUCUGGAGGUGUGUUCAGCUGGGGCAGAAACAACUGUGGACAGCUCGGACUGGGAGACACUACAGACAGACACACACCAACCCUUGUUCAUCACCUGAACAUGAAGAAAACUAUUCACAUUUCCUGUGGAAAGGAUCACACUGUCAUUUUAACAAAAGAUGGUGUAGUGUUUACAUUUGGCUCCGGUCAGUAUGGACAGCUUGGGCACAACUCAUUCAGUGGUGAGCUACGUCCUCGGCUUGUUGCAGAGCUCUGGGGGGCAAGGGUCAUCAAGAUUGCAUGUGGACGACAUCACACAUUAGUGAUGACAGACUCCAAGAGAGUCUACUCCUUUGGUUGUGGAGAGCAAGGGCAGCUGGGACAUGGAGAGGAGAGUCAUCCAUCUGUGCCGCUGCCUGUUCAACUGCCACAGGAUGCCACUGAGGUUCCUCAAAUUCUGAACAUCUACGCAGGAGGAAACUGUUCAUUUGCAACAUGCUCUUUUAAUGAGCAGGAAGUUCAUGAGGGGUCAAACAGUGACACUAUAAACAACGUAACACAGCACUGUCUUGAUGCUAUGAUUGACAAAUGGACCUCUGAACAUAAUUCAAAGUCAUGGAAGAAGAUAAAGCAGGAAAUCAAAAGGACGUUUUCCUCUGCAUCCUGUUUGAAUCAAAGCUUCCUUGACCGAAGCAAUGAUAAGCAUUUCCAGACCUCACAAAAGCACUCCGGCUUGAACUUGUCAGUUGCGCAACUUGCUUUCCAGCAACUGGUAGAGCAGGAUGAUGUUUGGGCUCGGGUAGAGGCUGCUAUCACACAGUUGAUUCCUUCCCUUGAUGAGAACCCAGUGGGAGUGGAGGGGCUGAGGAUCUAUCUGCUUCUCAUUGAGCUUCUGCAUGUGAUCCAAAAACACAACCAGCAACACAGCACAAACCUCGCUGAGGCACUUGCUGCUGCCAUAGUACGACUGUCUGCUGACAACCGCCAGGUCAUAGUGGACUGGUGGUGCUCACAGUCACCCUCCACCGUGAUUAAAUAUGUCGAAGUGUGGAGGCAGACCCUCUCAGUGAUCCUGUCCUUUGAUCCUGCUCCUUCCAACUCUGGAGUCAAAAACCUGCUACUGGUCCUCCAAUACAUGUACAAUGCCAACAACAGGACUGCAGGUUGUCAGAGGAUCCCAGAUAAAACUUUUUGUUUGGAGAUUAACGAAGCAUUUCUUCAAGAGGAUGUGAAGCUUUGGCGUUCAGUGUCAAAAAACAAGGAUGUGAAUCAGCCACUGAUCCUUUGUAACUUCCCAUUCGUGAUGGAUCUGAAAUCAAAGAUAAUAGCUUUCGACAUCGAUGCCGAUUGGACUCAGAUGGAACACCAGCAGGUGGUUUGGACGAUCUUGGGAUUGGUUGCUCAGGCAAAUCCUCCCUACUUUGAACUGAAGCUGAAGCGUGCGUCACUUUUGGAAGGCACUUUCAAACAACUGGCUGCUGCUCAUCCCAGUGCCCUCAAGAAGCCACUCGUGGUCUAUUUUGAUGAGGACCCAAACGUCACAGAUGUCUACAAAAGAGACUUGUUUCAUCACUUGUUUUAUAACUUGGUGUCAAGUAAAUCUGGGAUGUUCAUGUUCAAUGACUCCAAAACACUGGCAUGGUUCCCCUCCAAAGCAACAGAGGAGGACAAGACAAACUUCUUCCUGUUUGGGGUUCUGUGUGGAUUGGCCUUGUACAACAAAAGUAUCAUACACUUACCCUUCCCACUGGCUCUGUUUAAGAAGCUGCUCGAUGUAGAGCCUUCACUGGAGGAUAUGUUAGAGUUCAGCCCAAUAGUUGGAAAGAGUCUGCAGCACGUCUUAGACUAUGAAGACGAUGUCCUAGAAGACCUUUACAUGGAUUUUUUGAUUGUCUGGGAUGGGGCACAGGUUGACCUUGAUCCCCAAAAUCCUAAAAAGCCAGUGACAAGUCACAAUAAGAAGGAGUUUGUGGAUGCCUUCGUGAAUCAUGCCUUCAACACGUCAGUGGAGGGUGUGUUCCAGGAGUUCAGGCGAGGCUUCUUCCAGGUGUGUGACCGACAUAUGGUGAAGCUGUUCAAGCCAAAUGAGUUGCAGGGCAUGCUGGUGGGCCAAGACGUCUAUGACUGGGCAAAGCUGAAACAGAACACAGUUUAUGAGUGGGAUUAUCAUGGCGGCCACCCCAACAUACUGAUGUUUUGGGAGGUUUUUGAUGAACUGACUGAAGACCAGAGGAAAGAUUUCCUUUGGUUCCUGACUGGUUUUAGGAGGGCUCCUUUUCUUGGAAUGGACCAGAUACGGAUGAGAAUUCGAGUUAAGCAAGUCCAGGGCAGCUCCAGCGAUCAGCUCUUCCCUCAGUCACUCACAUGUCACUCUAUUCUGGAUCUGCCCUUAUACUCAACCAAGGAGAUCAUGCGAGACAAGCUGACAGAGGCCGUGGUAACAAAGAGAGGAUUCUCAGAGUGAUGGCACAGAUCAUCAGCUGCUGGACAGGAGCGUGUACUAUAUCUGUGCUGGGGUGGGCUUGAAUUUAAUCAUCUUUCCUGCACUAACUCAGCUUAAAAAAAGCUCACUGUACUGAAUGCAUAUGACUUAUAUUUUACAAGUGCACCUUUAAAAGGGUGACCAAAGAACAUUUGGAGUCAUUCCCCCUUAAACUGAAAGCACUUUUGUAUGUGAUUUUUUUGUUGUUGUUUUGAAAAUAUAAUUUGCUAUAAUUUAACUGAAGUUAUUUAUGCAUAUAUCAUGAGUUUUACAUAUUCUCAGGGACAAGGUUCAUUUUUGUGAUUAUUCAUUGGUCAAGUUGCAUUAAACAGAAAUAGUAUAUAUAGUAUAUAUAUAAUAGUAUAUUUUCCAGCUUAUUAGGAACACUUUACUUAUUCUAAUGCAAUGGUAAUUUUUAAGUUUACAGUUUAUUUUUGUGGUUGUGUUGAAUUGUAUUAUAUGGGUCUAUGAAAAGGGGUAAAUGGAGUUGGACAAAACGCUGCAUUAUUAUGGUUACUGUAUGUCUUAAUCAGGUGCCUUCUUGAGGAAUGUUCUAACUUUGUUUAAGUUAUAUUGCACCCCAUUCCUCCUGGGUGCCAUUGUUUUACCAUGAUUGUAUUGCAUAUUUUGUUUGUAUUUAAUGUAACAAUGUUCUUGAGACAAAAGGCUUAGUUUAAAAUUAGAUUUGUAACAUGUAAAAUAUGUCAUUUGAAAUUGUUGCAGCAAUACGAUAAUGAUAAUAAGAUAAUGACUUCUGUUGUGAUUUGGUGUUAUAUAAAUAAAAUUGACUAUUUUCUGACAAUAGAAAAUACUUUUUCCAUCUGUCAUUUGCUAGUUUCAUUUUACUAAAGCCCACUGAGCUUUGUCUGCUUGAUGUUGCUAUUGUCAAUAUCAUGCUAUUGUAAUAUAAUGUAUGCAGUGUGAAAGCAUGUCUGGUUGGUAAAAUGAACGUAGACAGAUUUACUUCACACUACAUGUCUGUACACUACUGUAUAUAAUAGAAGAAACUACAUUAAAUAAAAUGUUAAG